Molecule: messenger RNA, 930 nt
Organism: Rhagoletis zephyria (snowberry fruit fly)
Lineage: Eukaryota; Metazoa; Arthropoda; Insecta; Diptera; Tephritidae
Product: lysosomal alpha-mannosidase-like
Biological process (GO): mannose metabolic process
Cellular component (GO): lysosome
Molecular function (GO): alpha-mannosidase activity; carbohydrate binding
Source: RefSeq, a predicted model, not a curated record
GACACACUGGCAACAAUAAGAUCUUCACCAAUCGUUCCUCUGGGGCGUACAUCUUCCGGCCAAAGGAGCAGACUGCCAAGUCACUAGGUCGCCUUCUUCGCGCAGAGGCCUUCACUGACACUCGACCAGGAAGCAGCGGACUGCUGGAGAUUCAGCAGACGUACGAAUCCUUUGUGCAGCAAAGCAUUCGCAUUCACCCGAGGAAGGACUUCAUUGAGUUUGACUGGUUCGUUGGCUCGAUUCCCGUGGAGGAUGGUGUGGGAAAGGAGGUAGUGGCCCGCUACUCCACCAGUCUAAUCACCCGAGGAGCCUUCUACACUGACGCCAAUGGACGGCAGAUACUGAAGCGCAUUCGCAACUACCGACCCUCCUGGAACUACACCGUCUUUGAGCCGGUGGCCGGCAACUACUACCCGGUGAACAGUCGCCUCUUUCUGCGCGACCUCGAGCAGGCCAGCCAGCUGCAAAUGACACUGCUCACUGACCGCACUCAAGGUGGCGGCAGUCUUCGAGAUGGCCAGCUGGAGCUGAUGCUUCACCGUCGGCUGCUGCACGAUGACGCCUUUGGCGUGGCAGAGGCGCUCAACGAGACUGGUCCUGAUGGGCGAGGGCUGCAGGUCCGAGGACGACACCUGCUGCUGCUCAGUCCAGUCGACGCUGCCGCCGCCGAGCACCGUCCACUCAGUCAGCAGCUGUACCUGGAGCCAGUGGUCGCCUUCCUGCCGAAGUACAAUCUGCAUUCGUACCAACAUCACUACCGAACCGUGUUUAGCGGUAUCCACCAGCGAGGAGGAGGCCAUCUUCCCGCCAAUGUGCACGUUCUCACGCUGGAGCAGUGGCGGCCAAAGUCGGUUCUUCUACGUCUCGAGCACUUCUACCAGGAAAACGAGGAUUCAGUGCUCAGCAAGCCGGCCACUGUUCAGCUGGAUG